Messenger RNA from Ochlerotatus camptorhynchus, 1328 nucleotides. RefSeq names its product ribosomal protein L23A (gene RpL23A). Gene Ontology annotation, molecular function: structural constituent of ribosome; rRNA binding. Lineage: Eukaryota; Metazoa; Arthropoda; Insecta; Diptera; Culicidae. The transcript has 4 exons. Gene Ontology annotation, cellular component: cytosolic large ribosomal subunit; ribosome. The record is from RefSeq and is a predicted model, not a curated record. Gene Ontology annotation, biological process: ribosomal large subunit assembly; translation. Bases 94 to 1194 code for a protein of 366 amino acids.
AUUUUCUUGCCUCCCUUUCGGCUGUCACCGCGCCGGAAGCAAAAGUAGACAACGAAACUCCUUCCCGUUUGACAGCUCUUUUCCAUCACAAGUAUGGCUCCGAAGAAACCGUCUGAAAAGUCCGCGGGCCAACCGGCCGAAAAGAAGGAGAAGAAGCCAGCAGCCGCUGCUUCUGGCUCUGGCGAGAAGAAGGCUGCUCCAGAAAAGAAGCCGGCCGCUGAAAAGAAGCCGGCAGCCGAGAAGAAGCCGGCCGCUGAGAAGAAACCAGCAGCCGAGAAGAAGCCAGCUGCCGAGAAAAAGCCAGCCGCUGAGAAGAAGACAGCGGAGAAGCGUGCUGCCCCAGCUGAUUCCAAGGCUCCAGCUCCGGAAAAGAAGAAGGCUACCGCUGCCGAUUCCAAGAAGACUCCGGCCGCUGCUCCCAAGCCUGACGCUAAGAAGAAGAAGGAUGCCAAGAAACCAGCCGGUGCUACUGCUGCGAAGAAGCCAGCCACUGGUGCGGCCGCCAAGAAGGCCGCCGAUGCCGCGGCGAAGGCCAAGAAGACCGCAGCCGGUGACAAGAAGGCUGCCGCCAAGAAGACCCCAGCUAAGAAGGCGGGCUCCAAGAAGGGACCGGCCACAACCAAGAAGGUUGGCACGGUCAAGAAGGGUACCGCCGCUGGUAAGGGAGCUGCUGCUAAGAAGCCAGUCGCUAAGAAACCAGCGGCCGCCAAGGGCGACAAGAAGGCCACCGAGGCCAAACUGCAGAAGGGUGCCGCAAAGGCUCGUGCCGCCGCUCUGCUGAGGGCCAAGAGGACCAAGACCAAGGUCGUCAAGGGUGCGUUUGGAACUGCCUUGCGCAGGAUCCGCACCACGGUGAAGUUCCGUCGUCCACGUACCCUGCGUCUGCCGCGUAACCCCAAGUUCCCGAGGAAGUCGGUGCCAACCCGCAGCCGCAUGGAUGCGUACAACAUCAUCAAGUACCCGCUGACGACGGAAGCGGCGAUGAAGAAGAUCGAGGACAACAACACCCUGGUGUUCCUGAUCCAUCUGCGCGCCAACAAGAACCACGUCAAGGCCGCCGUCAAGAAGCUGUACGACAUCAAGGUCUCCAAGAUCAACACCCUGGUGCGACCGGACGGCAAGAAGAAGGCGUACGUGCGGCUAGCCCGCGAUUACGAUGCGUUGGACAUCGCCAACAAGAUCGGUAUCAUCUAAGCCUCCAAACGCCGUGUUCUGUGCGUAUUCCCUUAUUCUUUUAUGCUUGAAUUGUAUUGUUCUCUUAGCUUCUAAUUACGAACGGUAGGAAUUUCUGGGAAAGAUGAAUAUAUAUGAAUCCAACUUUCAUAAAA